CCUCAAUCUCUACGAUCUCGAUAAUUCUAAAUAAUUUUUCACCUGUCGAACGCGUUUGCAUUCGCAUAACUCAGAGAACACUGUAGUUCGGUUAUUUGUCACCUUUUCGAGCGUGGUCGCAUAGCAACAAAGAUUUUGUCGCGUCCGCAAAUCAUGUAGACACGGAAAAUGCGCCAAAAUUAAGAAAGGAGUAUUGCGAUAUCUGAAGACUAAAUAAUCGAAAUGGAGAGGAAAUUUGAAAGGCAAGCAAAUGUUUUGCGCGGAAUGGAGUCUCCAUUUACUUAUUCAAUUGUUUUCACUGUCAUGAAAGUUAUGUUCGUAUCAUAUUUUUUUUUCCAAUUAUAUUUGAUAGAACAAUUAUUGAAUUCGAUUUCUCUUGAUAUCUAGAAUAAUCAAGGUCAUCUCGGUAAGGGAUAACACUUGCUGAUAACACGAAAAAUCGUACCCAAUAAUUGUUUGCUAUAUACCCGAUGUCCUUUUUUUUUUUUCAUUUCGUAGACAGUUUGGAAGCUCUUGGUAUGGAAAGCGGUGCCAUUGCUGACUCGCAAUUAACUGCUUCUUCUGAACUUGACAGCAAUCACGCUAUCAAGCGAGCGAGGUUGCAUACUAAGGAGACUGAUGUUUAUUCGCGUGGUAGCUGGGUAUCAGCAACCAAUGAUUUGAACCAAUGGUAUCAAGUUGAUCUUGGUAAAAUCACGCCUGUGAUACAUGUGUCUACACAGGGAAGGAAUUUCCACUCUCCUGCACAGAUGGUAACGAAGUACAAGUUGCAGUUUAGUGACCAUGGAGCAUCAUUCUUGUUUUACAAGAGGCAAGGAGAAUCUUCAGAGGCGGUUUUCGAUGGCAAUUUUGACCACGACACCAUUGUGUAUCAUCAGCUAAACCCACCAAUCAGGGCACGUUAUUUACGAAUACUGCCAACGGCAUGGCAAUAUUAUAUCGCGAUGAGGAUGGAGUUCUACACUUAUCGAGCAGAUACUUAGCAUCUUGCAAUGAGAGACACCGAGAAUGAGAAGCAUGGUUCUUACCACGACUACAGACAUCACCUGAGUACACGGGGGCAUCAUUUCCACAAAUUCAUCCAUUUUCCGCCGCACAGAAGUCGAUAACUGAUGAAGUAAUAUGUCACCAGUUUCGCACAGACACUUACAAGUGAUAUCUUCUAUCACAGGAUACCAUACCGGAAAAAACAAAGGACUUGUUCAUCUUCUGAGCG
This is a messenger RNA of Orbicella faveolata, 1216 nucleotides long. RefSeq names its product lactadherin-like. The record is from RefSeq and is a predicted model, not a curated record. NCBI's taxonomy places the organism in Eukaryota, Metazoa, Cnidaria, Anthozoa, Scleractinia, Merulinidae.